AUGCCAGAGUCUCGUUCGUUAUCGGAAUUAACCAGACAAAUCGCUCCACCAACUAAGAACGGCCAUGCACCACCACCCACGGAAUCGAGAAAGAGCUAUCAAUCUGUCAAUCCUGUCCGUGUCCGGGCCGGCUUUGCAACCAUACUCCCCCCGGAACCCAAAGACUUUGGUUUCCCGGAAGCUGCCCGGCGGGUCAUGGGAAUAACGCCGCCGCAUCGCCAGUCGGCAUCGUUUAUGGUCGGAACUACGACGGCGAGACCGGCCGUGGCACGGACGCGGGGCGCGCGAGACGCGAGCGGGGGCGCGGGCGCGGGCGCGAGGGGAGGUGGCGGAGGGCGGAGCCGGCCACGAGGGCCCCCCCGCGCGCCGUCACCGCGGCGAGGGGGGCCGACCGCCACGGGCCCCGGGACCGGGGACGCAGACGGCGCACCGCGGCCGGCGCGGAGGGGCGAGGGCGCGCGCGGCCCCGCCGCGGGCCCCCUCGGCGGCCCGGGGAGGCGGGACCGGGCCACCGGGCGGUCACGUCGAAGCCGGCCGACGCGCGCUCGCGCUCGCGCGGACGGGGGCUCGGGCCCGAGGCCCGGCCCCCCCGGGGGCGGCGCGGCGGCGGCGGCGGCCGGUCCACGACGGCCAGCCGGGGCCCGACUCGCGCUCGGGCGAGCGCGCCGGAGCGGGGCGCGGCGGCGGGGGACGACGGGCCCUCGCCCGCACGCGACGACGCCCGCGGGCGGGCGGGCGUGUGGCGGCGGCAGACACGGUGAGGGGCCGCGGCGGGCCCGGGAAGCGAAACGCGCCGGGGCGCGGCCCGGGGGACGGGCGGACGGAGCGGACGGGGGAAAGGACGGACAGAGAGAGGACACGAACGACGAGCGAGGCAGCGGCCCACGGCCGGCGCGCCCGCGGACGGGCAACGCCGCCUGGAAGCCGGUAAGCGGGAGAGGAGGGCCGUGGAGCCACCGCCAGGGGCCCGCGCCGGAAACCCAGACGCGAGUCGGCCGCCGGGGUGCGACACGGGGUCUCACCGCCACGGGCCCUCCGGCACAGGGGCGGCCCCGCGGCACCCAAGGCGCGCCGACCGGCCCUCUCCUCGGCACCCUCACGGGGGCCCAACGGCCACCCUCGCCCGACACCGCAGGGCCUCAGGACGGCCCACCCACCGCAAGGCUCUCCCGCCGCACGGGCCGGCACUGCCCUGCCCCGCCCCGACGCGCACCCAAACAAACGUUCGCGCCGUGCCGGAUCACCCCACCUCCCCCCCGUCGGGUCCGACGACGCUUCACCCGGGGCCGCCUCCAGGGGAGGGACAGCACCCACAACGCGGUGAGGCCACGUUCUGGUCCCAGGACGGGGGGGGUCGGCGGGGGAAAGGCUCGGCGCGGGCGGCCAUCGGUCCUGGCAGGGCAGGGGAGGGCCGGCGGCGGCGACGAGGAGGGGCCGCUCGCGCGCAAGAGCGACGGCCGGCAGGGGUCGUGGGUGUGGUCGGGCACCAACCCAGGGAAGGGGAAAUCUCGAGACACGACCGGGCCGCCGGGGAAACCACCGCAGGAUCCCACCACCCCCACACGUGGGGGCGGCCCCGCGACGCCCAGGACGCCGGCCGGCCUCAGCCAACCCUCGGCGGUUCCUCCCACACCCCGGCCCCGCCCGCCGCCGGGACUCGCGCGCAGCAGGCUAACCCCCCCAUUCCAGAGGGUAGCCCCUUCCACUCGCUCACUCGUCCGUCUGCGUCUCGUCUGUCCGUCCACCACCACCACCCAGCUUCGUCUGGCUCGCCCCCAGGCCUCGCGGCCCGGGGAAACGCUGCCGAGCGAGGCGGCCCGACCCGUGGCCCACGCACCGCCACCGGUGGCUGCGUCUCGGGACCGGAACAGGUGGGGUGGCUCCUCGCGGCGCGGAGACUGGUGGGGGUGGCCCAAGUCGGGGUGGACCGCCUUCCCCCUCCCCCGACGGCACGCGCCGGGGAGGCCAAGCCCGCGCACACGCGCGCGCGCGCUCGCACGGCCCCGCGCCAGACGCCGGGCCCGGCCCGGCGGAACCCUCCCCCGACUCGGAGGGGGGAGGCGCGGGCCACAGCAGGCCAAGAACAGCACUCGGCCCCACCGCGGGGCCAGCGCAGCCCACACGCCAAAGCGACGGGGCCCUGCCCACACGCCGCGGCAGUCGCUCCCCGUGGAGAGCGACUGCACGCUCUGGAUGGAGGAGCGGCGGCUGGGGGGUCCGGUGCCCCCAAGGCUCCCCUCUCAGAUCGCUAGAGAAGGCUUUCUCACCGAGGGCGCAUCGCCCCCCACCCAGCGUGCCCCGUUCAGGCCUACGGAAGCCCGCCGACGUGUACGCCAGCGCUCGGCUGGGCAGGAGGGGUCUGCGGUAGGGGUAAGCAGCGGGCCAAGAAGCGAGCGUUCGCGGUCGGGACCGGGGAGAGCCCGUGCGUGCCACCUCGCGAGGAGACGCACCCAAGACCGCGUGGGGACGGGACAGACGCCCGCCCCCCACCGGCACAUCACCCGGCCCCACCACGAUCGCUCCCACGCCCGGGCGCGAACCCCGCUGAGGGGGACCCACCCGGCGUGCGCCCGGCCACGUCAGUCCCCCCCCCCCCGGUACAGGGUGAGGACUGACGUUCAGGAGGCGGCCCCGGCCCCACCGAGGGUGGGGAGCGGCCACGCCUCGCUUACCGUCUCGACCCCUCCCCCACGCCUCAAGAGAGGCGCUCGGGAGACACGACCACCGCAGGGGUUACCCGAGAGGACUCGCUGGGGACGGGAAGCGAUGCCGCCGCUCGGCCUCGGGCACCUGAGGGACAACCUGGAGCGCUCCAGGGGCACCGCAGAGGACCAAGGCGAGACACGCUCACACCCCGACGAGGGGGGUACGUGGCGUGGCGGCGGGGCAGCCCUCCCCCGCCGCGGGGGAGGGCCGCUCGCGAGACAGGACGCCGAGCAGGCGAGGAGGCGAGAGUGUCUGCCGCGUCGCAAGACCCCGGCCCCGCCGACACCACAAGGCACGGGAGACCGAGGUCGGGCCGGAGUCCGCACCCCUGCCUCCCCCCCGCCACCCACGGGCGGCAGAGGAGAGGCGAGGGGCCCGCAGGCAGAACGAGAGGAGAAGCCACGUUCGCCAUGA
Camelus dromedarius (Arabian camel) is the source of this 3120-nucleotide messenger RNA. Its product is annotated as collagen alpha-1(I) chain-like. The coding region runs from base 1 to 3120 and encodes 1039 amino acids. The record is from RefSeq and is a predicted model, not a curated record. Lineage: Eukaryota; Metazoa; Chordata; Mammalia; Artiodactyla; Camelidae. The transcript is spliced from 3 exons.